Molecule: messenger RNA, 2485 nt
Organism: Bombina bombina (fire-bellied toad)
Lineage: Eukaryota; Metazoa; Chordata; Amphibia; Anura; Bombinatoridae
Gene: AEBP2
Product: AE binding protein 2
Exons: 10
Coding region: 16-1350 (444 amino acids)
Biological process (GO): regulation of transcription by RNA polymerase II
Cellular component (GO): ESC/E(Z) complex
Source: RefSeq, a predicted model, not a curated record
CCAGGAGAAUCAGACAUGGCCGCCCUUAGCUCCGCCCCCAGCUCUGAGGUAACCAGAAGCUCAGACAUGGCCGCUGCGAGUCACGAAUCUCAGGCCUCCCCCGCCAGCAUCUCUGACCCCGCCGCUCCGUACCCCCCUAGCCCGGAUUCGGUGCUGCAGCUCGGGGAGCAGCGCGCGGAUACUGAGGAGCCGAAUGAUCUGGAGGACGAGCUGGAGGAUGAGGAAGACACGGAGAGCAGCGGGGUGGGCGAGGAGGGCAGCUCGGAGCGUUCGGACAGCCCGUCGGGGAGCGGAGGCCCCAGCGGUGGCAGCUCUUCCGGCAGCAGCUCCGGGGGAGAUGACGGAUACUGCAGCGAAUCCGUCGCAGGCCGAAGGCCCAGCCUAGAAGUAUGCAGCUCCGAGGGCGAACCGCUCAGCCGCAUGGACUCCGAAGACAGCAUAAGCAGCACUCUUAUGGAUGUAGACAGCAUAAUCUCCAGCGGCCGCUCUACUCCUUCAAUGAUGAAUGGACAUGGAAUUGCUGGUUCAUCUACCAAAAGUGUCUCCUACAACUGCAGCUGGGAUCAGUGCCAGAUGUGCUUCAGCUCCAGUCCUGACCUUGCCGAGCACAUUCGUUCCAUUCAUGUGGAUGGCCAGCAUGGUGGGGUUUUCGUUUGCCUUUGGAAAGGGUGUAAGGUGUACAACACGCCGUCUACCAGCCAGAGCUGGCUGCAGCGACACAUGUUAACACACAGCGGGGAUAAACCCUUUAAGUGUGUGGUUGGCGGCUGCAAUGCCAGUUUUGCUUCACAAGGAGGGUUGGCGCGCCAUGUUCCUACUCACUUCAGUCAGCAGAACUCCUCGAAGGUAUCGAACCAUUCGAAGUCCAAAGAAGAUUCUCCUUCAAAAGCUGGGCUGAAUAAACGGCGAAAACUAAAGAACAAGCGAAAGCGUUCACUAUCAUCUCUAGGAACCGAUCCUUAUUCUGCUACCCGAGUGCAGCUAAAAGCAAGGCCACAUGAUUUCUUUGACGCCCAAACACUAGAUGCGAUACGACACCGUGCCAUUUGCUUUAAUCUCUCUGCUCAAAUAGAAAGCUUAGGAAAUGGACACAGCGUUGUAUUCCACAGCACAGUUCUCGCUAAGAGAAAAGAGGAUACUGGUAAAAUAAAACUGUUGCUUCACUGGACUCCAGAAGACAUCCUCCCUGACGUGUGGGUGAAUGAGAGUGAGCGGCACCAAAUGAAAACAAAAAUAGUUCAUUUAUCAAAACUUCCAAAAGACACAGCGCUGCUUCUGGACCCAAACAUCUACAGAAAUUCUAGUAAAAGGAUUACACACAGUGGGACCCUGAAAGAUCACUUCUCUUAAGAUCUGAACGGUGACACGGUUGACACGAAGAUGAAAAUAAUCGCGAAGCGUAUCAUGCUCAGUCCUAAUCACUGACCGCUCCUUAGAUAUAAAUGUUGCACAAUAGUGUUUGAUAUUUAUGCUUAGUGUGAACAUUCUGUGAACUCAUUUAAUACUUGUUGUGGAGUAUGUAUGUGUCUGUUCAUGGGAUAACUCUUUGCAAAACUGAAAAUGCUCUUCUGGCAACGUAGUGGAACAACGUCAAGGAUUUGCAUGUUUGCUGCUUUCAGAUGGUUUUAUUCUUUUCUCUUUUUUUGUGCUUUCAGUUUUAUUAAAUUAUAGCCUUGGCUGGCAGAGAAGGAUUUGUAGCCCCCUGUGAGUCAAGGAAUUAAUAACCUAAUUCCAUAUGAUGAUAACAUAUAAAAUUGGGCCAUCAUAUGUAUCUACUAAUCCAAUUUAAGACAAUAAGCAACAUAUUUCAAUCUCCUUUUUCCUUCUAAAUAAAACUCUUAGGAGCGUUACUUGCUAAGGGUUCUGUUAUCGCUGACCUCUGUAGAAGCAUUCCCGUAAUUCUGUAUCCUUCAGUCAGCUCUCCGUAUCCUUCAGUCAGAGCACCUUGUUGAAACACUCCCUAGAAUCCACAGGGUUGAAAUUGCUUUUUUUUUUAAUUUAUUUUUUUACUUCCCUCCAUUAAUCAAAUUUAAAGUGAAUCAUUGUGGAGUAUUAUAUGAAUAUGAAGAUUUUAGUUUCCAUGUAAGAGAGAGGGUAUUUUAAUUAUAUCUGAAAAAAAUUAAUGUAUUGCUCACCAAAGUACUCUUUGUAAAAUGAAACAUUUUCUUGCACAAUGUGCAAGAAGUCACAGUAUAUUUUUUUUAACUGGAAAAAAUACUAGAGAUGGAAAUUAUUUGCUGACCUUGUCUAAAUGUCUUGGCUAUUAGAGCUUUUGCUUGUAAAUAAUACAGCAGAUUUGUAAUAUAUUUUUAUAUCAUGAAAUGUAACUGUAGAUUUUUUUAGACGCAUGAGACUUUAAUGUAAAUAUAAUGUAGAAAUAAUUUUGAAGGACUUUGUAUUUCACUAACGCUGCCAGAAGUUUUUUUUUUUUUUUUUAAUAAUUAAGAAGCACCUUCUAACAAUAAAUUGUCUUUGCAAAACAGAA